Molecule: messenger RNA, 285 nt
Organism: Dentiscutata erythropus
Lineage: Eukaryota; Fungi; Glomeromycota; Glomeromycetes; Diversisporales; Gigasporaceae
Source: the annotation of a GenBank genome assembly
AUGACUAUUUCAAUAAAAACCAAACAAGAAAUAUAUCAAUGUAAACAAAAUGAUCCAUCGAUUAAUAUUAAUCAACUUGCUGAAGAAUACACAGAAGCUAAAGAAAAUAAAAUAGUUAACCGUUUAGCAAAGUUUGUGGAGUUAGAAACUGCCUUAAAUAUUUGGAUACGGCAAAUUCUUUCACAAAAUGGAAUAGUAACCAAUGAGAUUCUACAAAUUCAAGCCAAAAAAUUUGCAAACUUAUUAAAUAUCAGUGAAGAAGAUUUUAAAGCAAGCCAAGAUUAG